Messenger RNA from Bipolaris victoriae FI3, 2181 nucleotides. RefSeq lists its product as hypothetical. Gene Ontology annotation, cellular component: nucleus. The record is from RefSeq and is a predicted model, not a curated record. The transcript has 4 exons. Gene Ontology annotation, molecular function: DNA-binding transcription factor activity, RNA polymerase II-specific; sequence-specific DNA binding; zinc ion binding. Gene Ontology annotation, biological process: DNA-templated transcription; positive regulation of transcription by RNA polymerase II. Bases 1 to 2181 code for a protein of 726 amino acids. Lineage: Eukaryota; Fungi; Ascomycota; Dothideomycetes; Pleosporales; Pleosporaceae.
AUGCCCUCAGACGGUGCCACUGGGCUAUCGCCAGCUUCCACAAAUUCACAGACAGGCAGCAUAGUACCCCAGAAGCGGACCGCCGACGCAGCUCAUGGCAGGCAACGCAUGGUCAAAGUCACGCGAGCUUGCGAUGUCUGCAAAGCAAGAAAAUCAAAGUGUUCAGGUGGACAGCCAUGCGAGAGCUGCAUGCGCCGCCGAGUACACUGCCAGUACGAGGCUAUCUACACAAGAGGGAAGAGGACCGCGCUUCGUGCCCCCGACCCGGCGGCUGCUGGGCGUUCACCUCCCGUCAACAUGCAGCAGAGAAGCACUCCUCGACCUCCUCACCGAGCUGAAGUGAUUAUGGCUGAUCCAUUCGUUGCCGUUGCUCAGAGCGCCAAUGAUGUGGACCCGCCGUCGCGGGCUUCCCCGGGCCUCGAGGUAGCUGGGCAGUACUCAGACACCACGUCCGGUCUCUCAUUUCUCCACCGCGCCUGGCGUCGCAUCUCGAACAAGGAAGGCUCCCAAUUUGUCAACGGUCAGCUUGGGCUAGCCGAAGACAGCCAACUGCUUAUGAGUGCUGGCGACAAACCUUUUCGAGAAAUUGGGCAAAUGCAAAUGCCAUCAGCAGAUCGUAGCCACGCCUUGCUAGAUUUGUAUUUUGAUGUAUGCAUCGCAACCUAUCGACUACUUCAUCGGCAAACGGUGGAGGCCUGGCUAACGUGCGUUCUUAACAACAUUCAAUGCAAUAUUACACUUUCCAACGGUAUCGGUCAUGCAAAAACAGCAGUGGUGCUCUCGGUACUUGCAAUUGCAGCUUUCCACGAAGAAAAGGCCAAAAGCGACAUCGCAUCAUCGCCCGAGAACGAGUUGAAUGAAGAGCCACAGAGCGAACUCUUCUUUGCCGAGGCUGCGCGUUUGAUUGCGAGCGAAACGGGUAUUCCACAACUUGAGUCAGCUCAAUGUAGGCUUAUCCAGGUUUUGUAUCUACUCAUGUCUUGCCGAUUCAAUCAAGCGUGGUACGCUUUUGGUCAUGCUCUCCAAAUCAUACCGGCCUUGGGCCUGCAUCGAAGAGACGAUCGUAAAAGACCCGGAUCUACCACUAAGCGCGAUUAUAUUGAACAGCAGUGUAGAAAGAGAACAUUUUGGGUGGCGUACAUUCUGGACAAGUACCUCGGCGUCAUUUUUGGACGUCCCAGGCAUUACCACGAUGACGAUAUUGAUCAAGAUCUCCCAGACGCCAUAAAUGACGAAGACAUGACCAGCGAUGGGCCACGGAACUCAAGUUCGGAUGACUGCCACCUGGAGUCGUUGAUAUGGCAUGCACGUCUUGCACAGAUUGCAGAGCGAAUCUCGCGCGAGGUGUAUUCCAUCAAGCCGAUACCAAACAAUCUCCGCCUCGCUGCUUCCCAUCGUCUGGGAGCAGCGCUGCGUGAGUGGAAGUCUUCCCUCCCUCCAUUCCUAGGUUCCGUCAACCCGAGUAGCCUGAUUCCUACUUUUCGCCGGCAAUCCAUAGCCUUGAAGCUUUCGUAUUGCCAUGCGGUCAUGUUAGCCCACCGCCCUUUUCUUCUUAAGAACACCCUACGCGAUAACGGUUCCAUGCAAGAUCUUGCAAAAGAUAGUCUCCAUGAGUGCAUCGUAGCUGCGUGCUCAGUGCUAGAUGCAGUCGACCGCGUGGCGCGUGAGGGUCGUAUGUUUCACGCAUUCUGGUGGACACACUACGUCUGCUUUUGCGCAUUGCUUGUGGUAUAUGUGUCUAUUAUACAGGAUACCUACCGAGAUUCAAUGUCAGUAGGCGAUCGCCAGAAUAUGCUAGAUCAAGCUGAAAACUGCCUGCAACACUUGGCGCGGGCCACAGCCUCUAACUCCCCGUCACGGAGAUAUAGCAUUAUCCUCCAAGAACUUCGUGCUGAAGCUAAACGAAAGACGGCUGUUCCAACUCAAGAGUAUUUACCGCCAUCGUCGGCUACAACUGUGGCCGGCAACCCAAUAACGUUACCUGUAGAGGCUGUGAAUGAUCCUGAUCCGUCGAAUCCAACUCUACAGAUGUGGCAGCCUCUUUUUGGUAGUCCAAUGGACAUGACAACACCAGGUUUAAAAGACUUUUUAGACGAUUGGCAGACAACCGACUGGCUUGACCUUGACUCUUCAGCAUUUGGCCCUUUUCCUGAGAUGGAUGGUGGAUGCUAUAUUAGGUGA